AACAGUUCAGCGUAAUUAUCGAUUGUUUUAUUGGUGUUUGGCGCUUUCUAUGUGGCCACGUUAUUAUUUAUAUUGGAAAUAAAGCUGCCCAUCAAUUCAUAAAAUUAGUCGGACAAUAGAGUGAAAGAGUGAAAACGGACUAAUUAUACAACUAAGGAGAAAUAACUGUUUCUCCAUAUAGACAUGUAAAUAACGUUCAGUAAAUUUUCUACCUUGGAACCCCUGGACGUUGAAGAUGCUCCAGAAAAUCGACCUAUUUACCCCUUUUUUAAAUGAUCGACGGUUGAGAAAACAUCACUUUGCCGCCCGAAAUCCAAUCGAGAUGAAACUGCUGGAACUAGAGUUAAACGACAUCGCUAACUGCCCACACGCUCACUUGGAUUUUCAAUUUGAUUCCAUAUCAACAUUUCUCAUACGGGGUGAGUUCAAGUCUGACGUUCUUCAGUUGGCUUUGGAGUUGGUUUGCACCACUAAAUACGAUUCAUUUGAGAAGCUUGGAAGUAUAUAUCCAAGAAUAAGAAAUGGAAAAAUCAGAAUUAAGUUCAUUUUACCCCUGCCUGAGAUAGAAGGAGGUACAACGAAUGGAGCUGUUGAUAGCAGUGAUAGUGAAGCUCCAUGCACAUCAAGGGAAGCGCGGGAAAGAGCUUUCAGGAGAAAUCAAAGCAGGGCAAAGGAACAAAAAGAUAACUUUACAUUAGUUACGGCGACGCGGGAUUUCUACUCUAAUCCUCAUGUAAUUAGUUACGCCGAGGGUGAUGGUGAAGUUAAAACAUGUUCAGCUGAUGUAUUUCAUUCGCGAUUUUUCAACUGCACGGAUAUAAUAUUCCCACGACUGGCUGACUUGCAGAAUGGCGACUGUGUAGAUGGCCGCUGGAUGGAUAUUAUUAGUUUGGAUUUUGUGGGUGGUAGAAUGAAAUUGAAGGAUUACAUCGUUCAGUUUUGUGAGCUUUACGCAAAACGCAAAGUUGAGAUUCAACAUGAAUUGGGCUCUAUAACAACCGCUGCUCUAAAGGGCCGAAGUUCGGUAAACAAAAAUAGAAUAGUAUCAUUUGUGUACAUUUUACAGGAUAUACGUUGUAUUUUUGAGUACAUAUCCUGCUCCACUUACACAGUCUGGUUUUUGCUUCCCACAAAUUACGGACAUCUUCAGGAUAUUAAGGAAAUAAACGAUGUGGGAGACAUUUCGGAGAAUAACAUAAACUUCAAUUUGAUUAGAACUCAGCUGCAACUGAUUGGUUCAACCACGUCUCACAAAUUUCCAUGGACAGAGGCUGAAAUUUACAUUAAGCAACUGUUCCUCGUCGCAGUACAGCUAGCGUUUGGUUAUCACUUCCGCCAGAAUUUAAUAUUUCUACACGACUUGGAGGAGUUAGCAAUUCACCAAAAUUUUGAGUAUUUCAAAGCUGCCUUCAAACUGAGUCGCAGAGGGUGCCCACAGGUUAUAGGAAAAAAUUAUAUAAAGAGAAUCAUAGAUGUUUGUCUAAAAAGUGGCUUGACAUGCAUUUUGGAUUAUAGAGGCGGGGAAAUAUUCGAUGUGGAAAAGGUUGUUGUUAUAGAAUGUAAGAAAGUUGAAGACUGCACCUAUUACACCAAAAUACCUUGGUCACUCCCAAUGCAAUUUAAUGCCAACGAAAUAGCGAAUUAUAUACGCAGAGCAACAGAGGAAGCAAAGGAAGGUAAUCAAUAAAUCUAAUCUAGUAUUCCAAACAAAUCCAUCAGUGGAUUUUUUACUCUUAUACGAAUAAUUAUGAGUUUAACAAUUCUAAUUUUUUCUAUAAAAACAUUCUCUACUACUCUUACAUUCCAAUGAAUUACUUUCUAUCAUUUUUCAAUAAUUUUGUACAUCGAAACCAUUGCGCUUCACAGCCCCAAUUAAAAUUAUCUAUUUGUGAAUUGUAUAUUAAAGUUGAUUUAUAUUUUGUUUUCCAUAUAUUUGUUCUUGCAACUUUUGAUCUGCGUGCGAUUUUUUGAAUUGAAGACAAACUUUUAGUGUUUUAGCCACAUUAUUCGUCCAUAUGUUAGUGAAUCUCUUCGGAAUUUAAACAGUUUUAACUUUAUACGAAAUGGAAACUUGGCAGCAUGAACAGUUUUCUUUCCAAAAAUUAUCACGUAGGCUCCACUAUUUAGAACAGAAAACAGUAUAUCUUCUGAAGAUUCAGUAUAUCAACGAAUUACUUAAUCUCAAGUUCUUUAAAUAAAUACGAAACUGGAAAUGAUUUUACAGUUACUGUCGAUCAUCUUAUUCAAUGAUGCCCAAGUGUAGAUAUGCACAGGAUUGGAUUGUAUAUUUUAUAGACGUUGGAGCAUGAAAAUGGACGGAAUGUUUCGAAACUAAUACACAACUGGAAAUGAUUUUAUAGUUAUUGUCGAUCAUCUUAUUCAAUGAUGCCCAAGUGUAGAUAUGCAUGGAUUGGAUUGAGCAUGAAAAUGGACACCAACCGAUCAUAACAACAACCUUUACAAAGUCCUCGUUUCGAAUAUAAAAAUUAAUACAUUAGGUGGUGGAAUAAAUCUGAAAUUGUCGAUAGAUCUUACUAUACAAAAAUGUUGCUCAAAACAUUAGUAUUAUUACUAAUACUGAACCAGUUCGGAAUCUAGGUCAAACCAGUUAAAAAGUAUCAGUCGGUUUAGCCGACAGAUGUGUAUACACUCAGCCAAUGUUCGAUUAUUUAAAUAUAUUUUGACUUCUGUUCUGAUUGUUCAAAUUGUUGACCCUCUAUGAAUUAUGUUCCGAAGGAAUGGGCCAAUAUUGUCCAUUUCGUGUCGGGCCUAAAUAUGAUAUAAAAAUUACGACGUGGCUAAGGAUUUGCAAAGUUGGAGUUUUUUUUUGGAAAAUUGGACCGAUGUUCCCCAUCUCCGAACUCGAUCUAAGUAGUAUAAUUAUCAAGCAAACGAUGUACCAAGUUUAGACCAAAUGUAAUAAUACUUUCGAAUCGCUAGAUCGAUUCCAAAUGUCCUGAAACUAGGGUCUAAAACCCCUUACUUCGAUAAGGCACGUUUUGGCCGUAUUCAUAUUUAUUUUAUUUUAAACACAGUAGACCGUAGUCGAAGUAUUAACUUCAUGUAAUAUAAAAUGUACGACUAUGACAUAUUGUUUAAUACAUUCUAUAGAUCAGAGAACCGAAUUUGUAAUAUGGGAAAAUGUCGAAAUAGAUUGUUAAAAAUCUUUAAAAAUUAAAAUUUAAUCUUUCCAUAUUUUGAAAUGAGACCAAUUUUUAGUAUUCAUCGGAAGACAAACUUCCUAAUAAUAAUAUGUUAGUAUAUCGUCCUAUGGGUCAACGUAAAUGCCGGCGAUGUGGAUGUAUUAUGGAAUGAGACUUCUAAUUUCGUGUAAACAUUGAUUUUCGAACAUCGAUUUGUAUUGUUCGAUAUUAGUGCGAUAAUCUCUUCAAUUCUUGUGAGGACAUAACCACUGGGACAAAGGCAUCGCAUUUUGUGCAAGUGGUGUUACAAUUGUUAUAAGGAUCCCUUUGCAUUAGCAAAUAUUUCAUCCAAAUAUCGUUGCUGUCGUCCAAUUUCUUUGAAUUACAAUUAGAAAUGUGGAAGUAUUUGUUUGAUAUAUAUACAUUUCCUGGCCCAGACCUCUGUCUAUAUGCAUUCCGAAGUUCCAAUUUCAGUUCAAAAUUUUGCCUUUCUAGCUUAUGGACAUGUUGUACAAGUGCAUCCUUUGACCUCUUGAGAAUACAGUCGGCAUGAGGUUUUUGUAAAUUCUGCUCAAAGUUUGUUAGUGUUUUAAUUUGUUUGUACAAUUCUCU
Musca domestica (house fly) is the source of this 3755-nucleotide messenger RNA. Its product is annotated as protein ORD. The record is from RefSeq and is a predicted model, not a curated record. The transcript is spliced from 5 exons. The coding region runs from base 236 to 1687 and encodes 483 amino acids. Lineage: Eukaryota; Metazoa; Arthropoda; Insecta; Diptera; Muscidae.